Dalotia coriaria is the source of this 5066-nucleotide messenger RNA. Its product is annotated as cytotoxic granule associated RNA binding protein TIA1. The transcript is spliced from 10 exons. Gene Ontology annotation, molecular function: mRNA binding. Lineage: Eukaryota; Metazoa; Arthropoda; Insecta; Coleoptera; Staphylinidae. The record is from RefSeq and is a predicted model, not a curated record. Bases 918 to 2096 code for a protein of 392 amino acids.
CUGCGACAAUAGCGCAACCACCACCGCGGGUGCACUUCUCACUACCGCUCCUACGCACUUCCUCGACGCAUCGCAGAAAAUAACAACAGAAGAAGACAAGAAAAAAAAGUUGCGAAACUUUUCGUCGGUCGCGAUACCACGCGGGGGGGUUAGCAACUUCCGGGCCGGUUUGUUUGUUUGUGCGAGCCUGCGCGCGUGUGCCCCACGUGACAUGCGAGCAACACAGUGAUCGUGACGCGCCACAUCGUACACACCAGCGCCCAACGGCCCAACAAAACACAACUGCUUCAAAAUAGUGCUCUAGUGAUUUAAAGUGACAUGCUAACUGAACUGUGAAUUCUAAAUUUUCAACUUUCGAAGGGUUUCAUUCACGCUACAAAGAGUAGCGUGUUGGUUUCUUCUUGCAAGGAUUUCAAGCAGUUGCCUUGGCUUCAUCACCGGUCCUCGUGGGCUACAGCCUUGUUGGCGUGUACCCGUGCGCGGUGUGGAAACCGCGACGCGCUUCCAGCCCUUCGGCGACCGCCUCAAACCCACAACAACAACAACAAUCUGUUCAAACGCAAGCACCUGGACCUGCUCCGGGACCUAUCCGAACCACACGUCAACAACAACAAGAAAGAAACCAAGUUAGAACCCAGCCGUAUCCUACAACGGCGACUUUCAUCAACCAACCACCUCCACCAUCAGCCCAGGUCAACCAGCUGCAGCAGCAUCGUGUCGUCCUUCAACAUCCACAACAACAACAACACCACUGCACGCCGACGCCGAUUUUUGCUGCACCACCCGCGCUCGCUGUGCAACAAACAACGCUCGCUAAUCAGUUGCCACCCGCCCGGCCUGCAGCCGCGUCGUGUAGCUGUCGCGAUUCCAACGCAAACAUUGAACAAGUAUCGCAAGUGACCGCCAAUCCUGCUCCAAUGUUGUUCGUGCCCUUUUCGGUGCCCAGCUUUGCACCGUCGAUGACCGGCAAUAAUCUACACGUCAACAAUUGCAGUCCGUCAAAGGACAUGAAAGGUGGGUGGGCGACCUCGGGCGGGAGCGCCGCCACCACGGCCGCAGCGCCGCCGACGAAUCCCCCGACGCUGCUCGCCGUGCAGCCGCUCCUCGCGCCCACCAGCGCACAGGUCGUCCAAGCCGUACAGCAGCAGACGCAGCAGCAGACGCAACCGCCGCAGCCGAAGCAGGACACGAGCAAGCACCAUCACAUCUUUGUCGGCGAUCUCAGUCCUGAGAUAGAAACGCAAACGCUGCGGGAAGCCUUCGCGGCGUUCGGAGAAAUAUCGGAUUGUCGAGUCGUGCGGGAUCCGCAGACGCUGAAAUCGAAAGGAUAUGGCUUCGUUUCGUUUAUUAAAAAAGCGGAGGCUGAAAGUGCCAUCGCGGCGAUGAAUGGCCAGUGGUUGGGGAGUCGCAGCAUUCGCACAAAUUGGGCCACACGAAAACCUCCAGCUCCAAAAAACGAAGUAAAUUCCAAACCAUUGACGUUCGACGAGGUGUACAAUCAAAGCAGUCCCACCAAUUGCACCGUGUACUGUGGAGGCAUUACCAAUGGCCUCACCGAGGAGCUGAUGCAGAAAACAUUCGCACCUUUUGGUACAAUUCAGGAAAUUCGUGUUUUUAAGGAAAAGGGCUACGCAUUCGUACGUUUUUCCACAAAAGAAUCCGCCACCCAUGCGAUUGUAGCUGUGCAUAACACAGACAUCAACGGGCAGGUCGUCAAGUGCUCGUGGGGCAAAGAAUCGGGUGAUCCCAACAAUGCCCCUGUCCCUGGACAAGCGCUAGCCGGAACGCAGUAUCCUUAUGGAGCCUACAGUCAGCAAUUAGGAUAUUGGUAUCCGCAGAGUUUUCCGACCACAGCCGCCGCCGCCCAAAUGCAGGGCCAGUUCCUGCAAGGUAUGCAAGGCUACACUUACGGCCAAUUCGCUGGCUACCAGCAAUCGUACAUGGGCAGAAUGGGCAUGCAAGUGCCGACCACCUGGCAGGGCAUUCCCGGCCAGCCGCAGAUCCCCACGACACCGCAGCAGAUGGCGACGCCCGGCGCCGCAGCUCUGCAGCAGCCCGGACUGGUGUUUCCGAUUCAACAAUACCAAGCUCAAUAAUGAAACACACAUAUUAGUCAACCAACCAACAUAGUGAUAUUUUAAUACAAGAAAAUACACUCCGCGCGCACUAGAUUCGAAAUAAUCGCGGGGACGUUUGUGCCAAAAUAACUAAAACCCCUUUUCCCGCCAGCACAAAAAUACUCUAAACCUGCAACCUGUGUUGGAAUUGUGUGAAUGCUGAGAGCAAGCGUGGAACCUGCACCGCACGUGUGGCCGGCCCCGACGCUAGCAAAGAAGAAUGUUAUUCAUGGGAGAUAGAAAGGGAGAGAGAGAGAAAGAGUGUCGAGGCCUAGGCUAGUUCACGCUUACCACCCAGUUCACUAGUUCUCACACUAUAACCACAACCACACACCUGAUCACACUCUGGUUUGUGCAUGAGGCGCGAGCGCGUCGCCAAAAACCCCACCAUCCACCAUCACCACCACCACCCCUCAACACCCCCUGAUGUGAGGUCUGUUUGGCAGCUCGCGGACGAAGAGUGGCUGGCGCCCAGCCUUACCCUAGUACCUUAAAGAAUCACCAUCGCCCGGGACUGGGGGACGACCUGCUGCUGCUGCUCCUGCUGCAACACUACAAUCAUUCCGGUCGUAAGUUGAUUAUCAUGUGUUGGAUGGAACGGAUUCACCCGAAACACUCACACACACACACACAUACACACACAGACAUACAGAGACAGACGAAACGAAGCCGUAUUAAAAUAAAAUAUUGAAUUGCAUUCCGAGAUGCGGAUUCAGACAUUGUGUUACUCGUACUAUUGCGGUAUAGUGUUAAUAAUACUACAUGUUAAACAUGUUUUAGGCGUAUAAGAGUUUAUAUUUAUAAAGAUUGGCCUCCACAGCCUACUGUUUCAGUUUCCUGUUUAACCUUGUACAAACUUGCGUAGCAUAGGAGAACUAAUUACCAGAUGAUAAGUUAUAAAUAAAUGAAUAUAAAUAUAUAAAUAACAAAACAAACAAAAUAUAUGAAUAUAAAUAUAUAUAUACAAAAACAAAAUGAGGAGAACGAUGAUGAAGAUGAUGAAAACCAACAUUAAAAACAUUACAAUUAGCUAGAUCAGAAACCAAAAGAAAAAAAACGGCAAAAUAUUAUACAGGGUGUUGUGUAGCGCAACAUCCUGUAUUAUGAAACAUACAACGAUCCGAUGUCUGGCGCAGAGAGGGAGAAGAUUAGCAGCUAGAGGUAGAUUAAUUUGAUGGCCAGCGUCGGAAAUCUAGCCGAAUAUAAAUAAUGUAAUAUUAAUGUACAUAUGCAGAGAGAUAUCGCGAUUGAGGCAGUCUUGUGAUGUCAGAAUAUAUAGGGUGUGGACUCGUCCCGGCGUCAGAGAGGCAACAACAUACAAAAAAACCAACAAUAUGCGAUAUAUAUACAUAGCUUAAACGUGAUAUCGCAAACACAAAAAAAAAUCCGAACAUUUUAUAUAAUAAUAUAUAUAACAUGUGAAUGGUGGAAAGUUUUGAUACAAGAUUUAACAAGUAUACCGGCGACUAUAUAUAUAUACAUACAUAUAAUUAUAUAUAUAUGGGAUAGGUAUAUCUAGUGUUUAGAUAGCCGAUACGACGAGUAUUAAUUAGCAUUUAUAUAUUAAAGUAUAAACUAUAAAUAGCUAUAUAUGUUCGUUGAAAGACAAGUAUAAAUAUAUGAAUAUAUUUAAACUCGCACGCAAACAAAAAAAUAAAAAAAACUGUAGAAGCACCUUAUAAAUGUAAACGGCUGUUUUUAGUGUUAUAAGUGUAAAGGAACCACGUGCCCUGCCCAAAAAAAUGUGUUGUGUACAAACAAAAAAAAAACCUAAUAAUAUCAACGACUCGUGUGUUGACUCUUCAAUAUUGCAUUUGUUUCAUUCGAUGGUUGUGCUAUAUAAAAACAAAAAACAUGUUCGUCAGAUGGUCAAUUAAAUAAGAUGGUCAAUGAUGAUGAAGAUGAUGAAGAAAAUCGUUUGAUUCGCCGCCCAGUGUCCCCCGCAUUGGCCCCACGCCCGUGGAUUAUUAACUAGAGCCUCAUAUAUUUUCCUUAUCCUGGUUUGCUUACGCCCGACCAAGUUACCCUUAUCCAUUAUUCGGCACACUCGGGUGGAAACUUCUUUAUCCGAUGCGAAGGUCCGGUCUUCUGCGCCAACCCCCACUCCAAACUCGGCAUUUGCAUAUUUAUCUCGCCAAAACGAAAUAUCGUACUCUGUGAUAAGCACGGCCCGCAAUCAUUAUUAUGAUAUAGAUGCACCAACCCCUUUUCACAAUCAUCCACUGUAAUUGAAAGCAAUACUUGAUUUUAUUCGAUGUUUCACAUAUCAUCGACUCGGGGUCCUGGGGGACUGUCUGGGGGUGAAAAAAUCGAUGAUGAUUUACAAUGCAUUUAAAUUGCUACGCGGAAUUCGAUCCUCCAAAACAAAACUGGUCAAUAUUUGCAUCAUAUCCUCAGUUGGUUGCGUUUGUUAUAUGUGCGCUUCGAAUUUUUGUCAUUGCGGAAGAAACCAAGGGCCAAAACAAAAACACACACACAUAUUAGUCGUGGCAGUAGGUAGGACAAUGAACGAGACGAUGAUUUUAGAUGAUUUGUAUAGUUUUUCACCGUGUAUUAUUAAAAUUUUGUAUGAUUGCGAUGAAGAAGAUGAUAAAAUCAAAAAAAGUGUUAUUCGUUUGUUUCUAAUUUCUGAAGUUACGAGUUGAAAACCGUUCAGAGCGUGCAGAAAGGUGAUGACAUUGUAAAGGACAAAAAUAUAUUAUAUAUAAAAUGAAAUAAUUCUUAAUGCGACGAGCGGUGAGAGAAAAACUACCGAAAUUUGAUGAAAAAAAAAUCACAAAAAACCCAACAACAUUGUAAAGUUAGAUAGAGAAACAUAUUAUACUGCGCUGAAACAUCCGAAAAAUUGACAGAAGCAGAUGAAGAGUGGAAGAAAUUGUAACCAAAAACAAAAAAACCUAGAACAUUAUAAGUAGAGAAAUGGAAUUGAAAUAAAGACAGUUAUAAAGA